AUGAUGCAGAGGAACAGAAUUUUCUUCAAAACUGGUUCAAAGGGUUUCAAAAUAUAUAAAUCCAAUUUCGAAAGUAUCAAAGAUCGUAUUUCAAAGGGACCAAGUCUUCAAGAUUUCAUAAAUAAUGAUGAAUCCCUGUCAAAACACACACCAGAAGCUUGGAAACAGUAUGAUGGAAAGCUGAAACGAGAAAAGGGAGAAGACCAAAGACUAAGACUUCCCCCUUGGCUCAAAAGAACAAUACCUACUGGAAAAAACUUCAGUAGGAUCAAAGAACAGCUCAGGGACCUUAAUUUGCAUACUGUUUGUGAGGAGGCACGGUGUCCCAACAUUGGUGAGUGUUGGGGUGGAGGUGAACAUGGAACUGCUACUGCUACUAUUAUGUUGUUGGGUGAUACAUGUACAAGAGGAUGCAGGUUUUGUUCUGUGAAAACUUCUAGGACUCCUCCACCUCCUGAUCCAAAUGAACCAGUGAAUACAGCAACUGCUAUUGCUUCAUGGGGAUUAGAUUAUAUUGUACUCACAUCUGUAGAUAGAGAUGAUUUGUCUGAUGGUGGAUCCAAUCACUUUGCUGAAACUGUUAGGGAAAUUAAGAGGCAGAAUCCCAAUAUUCUGGUAGAAUGUUUGGUUCCAGAUUUCAGAGGAGAUUUGGAACAAGUUAAGACAAUAGCUGAAAGUGGUUUGGAUGUUUAUGCACAUAACAUUGAAACUGUGGAAUCUCUCACACCUUUUGUUAGAGACAGAAGGGCACAAUAUAGGCAAUCCCUUGCAACUCUGGCAGAAGUAAAAAAAAUAAAUCCUGAUCUCAUCACAAAAUCUUCUGUUAUGCUGGGCCUUGGGGAAACAGAUCAGGAAAUUGAACAGACCAUGAAAGAUCUGAGAGAAAAUGGGGUAGAUUGUGUCACAUUUGGACAGUACAUGCAGCCAACCAAGAGACACCUGAAGGUGGUUGAAUAUGUCACUCCAGAGCGCUUUUUACACUGGGAAAAUAUUGGGAAUGAAAUGGGGUUCCUUUAUGUAGCUAGUGGACCACUAGUUAGGAGUUCCUAUAAAGCUGGGGAGUUUUUUAUUGCCAACAUUCUGAAGAAUCAUAAGAAAAGUUCUGCCUCCUCAAAUGAGAAGUAA
Messenger RNA from Phaedon cochleariae (mustard beetle), 1125 nucleotides. NCBI's taxonomy places the organism in Eukaryota, Metazoa, Arthropoda, Insecta, Coleoptera, Chrysomelidae. The record is from the annotation of a GenBank genome assembly.